Messenger RNA from Paramacrobiotus metropolitanus, 1996 nucleotides. RefSeq lists its product as uncharacterized. Gene Ontology annotation, cellular component: cytoplasm. Gene Ontology annotation, biological process: cellular response to unfolded protein; protein refolding. The record is from RefSeq and is a predicted model, not a curated record. The transcript is spliced from 2 exons. Lineage: Eukaryota; Metazoa; Tardigrada; Eutardigrada; Parachela; Macrobiotidae. Gene Ontology annotation, molecular function: misfolded protein binding; ATP binding; ATP hydrolysis activity. Bases 221 to 1780 code for a protein of 519 amino acids.
CACUUCCGCGUUGAAUCAUUCUCCAUCAGCCUGUUGUGGCAUCUUUGAGUUUUCGCGCCGCACUAACUUUGAAAACAAAUCGAAUUCUGCAGUUUAUUUUGCAUUUAAACUUCCGGUAUAUUUAAUAAUUUACAUACUCCGGGUUAAUUAUUGAUGGUUCCUGCUUCUUCAUUCCUCAGUCCAUCAUUUUUGUACUGAAAGCUCGUCAACGAACAACAGCAUGGCCGACGGAGUUGGCAUCGAUUUGGGAACGACGCAUUGCUGUCUGUAUGUGUACAAACACGGCCGCAGUCCGCAGGUGAUCAAGAACAAGGCUGGCGACACCACCACACCCUCCUGGGUCCGUCUGGAGCGGGACGGGAUGGAUGUUGGGAAGCAUGCCAAGCGAAUGAGUCCCGACAACAGCCGUAACACCGUGCGCAAUGCCAAACGCCUGAUUGGACGCAGAUUUGACGAUCCCGCUGUGAUCAUGGAGCGCAGUCUGAUGCCGUUCCCGAUUGUUGACGACAACGGAUCCCCUGCGAUACGAGUGGAGCAGUGCAGUGAUGCAGGAGACGUGAUUUGGCAAAAGGUUAUCCGUCCGGAGCAGGUGAGCGCCACCAUGCUAUCGUAUCUGAAGGAGAUGGCCGAGGGAUUCAUGGGCAGCAAAGUGACUUCCGCGGUGGUGACCAUCCCGGCCAAUUUCAUGGAGACUCAGCGCGCCGCCACGCUGACCGCCGCCCGCCUGGCAGGAUUCAAAGACGUCAGUCUGUUAAACGAACCGACCGCCGCCGCCAUCGCCUACGGCGGCGUCGUGGAUGAGAAGUGCACCAUUCUGGUGUUCGACUUCGGAGGCGGAACAUUGGACAUCAGCAUUAUGAAGGUGGAGGGCCGCAACGAGUACCGCGUCCUCAGCACCGACGGCGACAUGUAUUUGGGCGGGGAAAACUUCGACAGCGAGAUUGUUCAGUACUUCCUUGAUGACAUUAACCGACGUUACAGUAUGGAUCUGGCGCUUGAUAGCAGAGCCCUGGCGAAACUGAAACUGAUUGCCGAGAAGGCCAAGAUCGCGCUGUCCAGCCCGUACUUCGGCACAUACCGGGAGACGGUGCACAAACUGCGCGAUGACUUUGAUUACGAUGUGGUGCUGACGAAGGCGACUUUCGGCGGAAUGCUUCGCGGUCUUUUCGAGAAGAUCCUGGUCCGUGUUAAAAGUGCGUUGGAGGCCGCUAACUUGUCCCCGGAAGAUAUCGACAAGGUCAUCUUGGUGGGCGGGAGCAGUCGGCUGCCGGUCGUUAAAGAGAAGCUGCAGGUGUUUUUCGGUCGGGAAGGAGUGAUGUGCGCGGACGCCGAUCCGGAUGAGGCCAUUGCGCGAGGGGCGGCUAUGCAGUCGUAUCGCAUCAACAACCGCCAGGCCACCAACGUCCAGGAAGUGACCGCUUACCACUACGGGCUGGAGGUUGUGGACAAACUGCGACCUGGCAGCAUGCGGAUUUGCGACCUGAUCCCCCGAGGAAAAGCGUAUCCUACCAGUGUCACAGAGGUUAUCUGGACAGCCUACGACUAUCAGACUACCGUGGAUUUUCCUGUCUUUCAGAGUAAACGCGGAUUCAAUCUGGACAAAUUCCGCAUUGGCCAGUUUUCCAUUCCUGAUUUGCCCCCGCGAAAGGAGGGAGAAUGCCAGUUUGAUGUGACGUACAGUAUCGAUCGGAACAACAUCCUGCAUGCGACAGCACAGGGCAAAGGCCACAUUGCCCACUACAAAAAGAAUAUCGACAUCCGCCUGGAUAAUGUCGUUUAACGCUUGCGACUGGCACUGGUAACCGGUGGUUUUUUAAACUGUCUGCUGCAUGGAAAGUUAAUAGUAGGUAAUACGAGCAGUCAUAUUGUUUACUUUUCUCUUUGAUUAAUUUUUGAAUAUUGCCAUGUUUUCCGUACUGUUUUUAUCUGUUGCCUAAAUGUUUAUUUGUGUUGUAAUAGCUAAGGUUUUCUCUCAUCCAGCGUUGUGAAGCACAGG